UUUUUCACUUGAGCCGGAGCUCAUCUAUGUGACUUCUCUCUCUCUCUGUCUCUCUCUCUUCAUCUUUUCCUUCCUGCGCCGCAGCCCUUCCUCCUUCUGGCCAUCUCGCUGCCGACCGCCCCAGCCGCCUCGCUACGUCGCUCGUCUUCCUCCUCGCGCGACCGCCGCCACCGCCGGUUGGUCUCUCCUUCGAUUCUCUCGCUCCCGACCGUUUCUCCUCCCAUCACCCCACGAACGGAUUCCGCCCUUUAGCUCCCGUUCCAUCUCCUUAAUCUUCCCCAAUUCGUAACUGAGGCAAGAACCAAGGUAGGGCGGCCGCCCUACUUUGCCCUACUGGGUCCUCCGCCUAGGAUGACCUGCGAUGGUUUAAUGUUAAGCAUUGAUAUUGGAUUUAGCUAUUUCUUAUGUCAUAAGCUGGAAUGAAGGAUUCUCAGGAUAUUCAGAGCACGACAGAGUUGCAGAUGUCACCACAAGGUACUAAUGAAGUGCAAAGUAACCAAGCAAACACAGUGGGCACUGAUGCUCCUGUAGGGGAUUCUGGUUCUUUGUCAGUCGCUAGUAAUGAUAAUAGAAAAGUCUCCCGCGAAGACAUUGAACUUGUCCAGAAUUUGAUAGAGCGAUGUCUUCAGCUAUACAUGACCAAAGGAGAGGUUGUUAGGACACUAUCUACUCGUGCAAGAAUAGAACCUGGCUUCACUACUUUAGUAUGGCAGAAACUUGAAGAAGAGAACUCUGAAUUCUUCCGGGCCUACUAUAUAAGAUUGAAAUUGAAAAAACAGAUCAUCUUGUUCAACCAUUUGUUGCAGCACCAAUACAAUUUGAUGAAAUAUCCAGCACCUCCGAAUCCAUUGGUUCCAAUGCAAAAUGGAAUACAUUCUAUGCCAGUCAACAAUUUACCGAUGGGGUAUCCAGUACUACAGCAACCUCUGAUGCCUGCUCCCGGCCAGCCUCACAUAGAUGCAAUGGUUUGUGGUCUCUCCAGUGGUCAUGUAGUGAAUGGGAUACCUGCACCAGGUGGCUAUCAUCCAAUUCGCAUGAAUUCUGGAAAUGACAUGGUUGUGGACAACGGUGCACCUGAAGCUGCACAUCCUGGUGCUAUGUCCUCUGAGAUGGCCGUGAGUCCCUCAUCAGCAGCAUCAAGCAACCAUGCUCCUUUCACUCCAUCUGAUAUACCAGGGAUGGCCAUGGAUACAUCAGCCCUAGAUUCAGCAUUUGGAUCUGACGUGGGGAACACAGGACCUCUGCAAUUAGGGCCAGAUGGUUCGUCAAGGGACUCCAUCCGAUCCUUGGGGCAGCUCUGGAAUUUCAGCCUUUCUGAUCUUACAGCAGAUUUGACAAGUUUGGGAGCAAGUAAUACAGGAGUUCAUGUGCACAUUAAGAAAAUGGGUACAACAACAAUAAUCUGUUUGACUUGGAGGCUCUUGAGAACUACGCUGGCACCCCUUUCCUCCCUUCAGACUCAGACCUUUUACUUGAUUCCCCAGACCAUGAUGACAUAGUUGAGUACUUCGCCGACGCCAUCAAUGGGACUCAGUCGGAUGAAGAUAAGUCAUAGAGAACAGAGUUAAAUAGUCUCAUUCAGAUUCAGACAUGGCCGGGGCGUCAUCUCAUGUAGAGUGUACUCUUGCAGCCCAGCAAAUCUAACUGUGUAUGUGCCCUAGAGAAUUUUGUGGUGGUUAAUCCUAACUCUCUGGAAUAAGCAUUCAGGGUAGCCUUCAUCACCAGGUAAAGUCGCCGGCUACAAGAGGAUGAAAAGCUUACAAAUUUGUGUCAAACCUCGUGAACAUUCCUUCGUAAUAGCUAAAGAACUGGACAGCUACUUCACCUUGUCUCGUGCCUUGUCAUGUCUUCCAGGCCAUCCUGUACAGCCGAUUUAAGGUUUCAGAAGUUUGGCUUGUCAUUUUGGCAGCCAGGCCGGUGUUCUACUUUGGUUUUCCGUUGAAAUGCGAAGUUUUUUAAUCA
Messenger RNA from Brachypodium distachyon (stiff brome), 1962 nucleotides. RefSeq lists its product as uncharacterized. Bases 420 to 1499 code for a protein of 359 amino acids. The transcript is spliced from 10 exons. Lineage: Eukaryota; Viridiplantae; Streptophyta; Magnoliopsida; Poales; Poaceae. The record is from RefSeq and is a predicted model, not a curated record.